Vitrella brassicaformis is the source of this 1196-nucleotide messenger RNA. The record is from the annotation of a GenBank genome assembly. Lineage: Eukaryota; Vitrellaceae.
AUCGCCCGCCCACGCAAACCACAACGGCGCCACCUAACCCACUGCCCACAACACGACCAGAGCCCGUGUACAGGGCGCGCGCUACAUCGCAGGGAUUGACGGAAGGACAAAUGAAGCGCUUACACCUCCAUCACGGCAUACGUCACGUCAGUCAGUCAGUCAGUCAGUCAGUCGAUCGGUCAAGGUGGGGAUGCAGAGACGACCAUGGCCGUUGUCACCAACCCACUAAAUGGGUCAACCCACUAAAUGGGUUCAUUCAGCUACACCGCUCCCUCCCCUGCCCUCCCCCGUCAGUGAAGGCACCCCACUCGCCCCUCGCCUCGCCCGCGCCUCCCUGAAGAAGGUGCGGAGCAGCUGCCUGGCCUCCGUGGCCAUGACGCCCCCCCUCACAGCCAUCUGGUGGAAGGGAUGCUUCGGCUCGGUGGCCAGCGACACCCAGCUGCCCGCACCGCCCAUUCUGUUGUCUGACGCGCCGUAGACGAGUGUGUGGAUGCGCGCCAGCUGCAUGGCGCCCACACACAUGGGGCAGGGCUCCAGCGUCGUGUAGAGGGUGCAGUUUAACAGACGCCACGUACCUGCACGUCGACACACAAGCAUACAUCAACGGGAGAUGGCUGUCCUCUGCCUGUGAUUGUUCAUUCAGUGCCUGCAGCACACCGAGUAUCUGAGAGGCUUCGCGGAUGCACUGCAGCUCGGCGUGUGCGGUGGCGUCGUGGGCGGCCUCCACGCCAUUUCUGCCCACUGAUAGGACCUCACCUGUGAAGACACACACAUUCUUGCCUGCACACGUCUGCUUCCUUUUUGUGCUGACCUUGCCCAUCCACGAGCACAGCGCCAAUGGGCACCUCUCCUCUCUCAGCCGCCAUGGCCGCCUGCUGCAGCGCCAGCCUCAUGUACCGCUCAUCGGAUGGAUGUGUGUCUGCCGCGCAAUGCCGCCUCAUCCAGCACUGCCGACUCCUCGACGACGUCCUCAUGUGCUGCCAAUGAACCGGGGCGCCAUCUGCAGGCCGGGUGACCACAAAGCAGUGAGCCGUCAUGCUGAAUGUGGUGAUGGCGAGGCACAAGGAUAGCAGGAAGCUUCUCCAGCCGGGAAAUGGUUUUUUGUUUGGCAUCAAGAUGGAUGAGUCGCUAUGGUCUCUGGCAUGCUGACGGGUCACUCCACCAAGGAAUCAGCGCCUCGAAGUGCCAGAUCUGGG